UACUUCCUGUGUACAAAGUAAAGCCGCUACGAGUUUGCAGAGAGUGGACGUGCACUGCUCCACAGAGGAAUCAAACCACACACAGACCAGUCUCCACAUCUGUCCUGCACAUCUGUGAGAAGCUGCCUCUAUGAUAUACAGUAUCACUCAGGAGUUGGGUCAGAAACAAAAGCACGCCUUUCUAAAUGCAUCCAGCUGGAGACCAGUGGAGACAUGAAUAACCCGAGUCACAAGGACAGAGAUGAUUCGUGCCACAUUUCCACAAUGCCCCCUGGGUGGAUCAGGGAGGUGAGGCAGAGGAGAGCAGGCAAGACAGCAGGGAAACUGGACGUCUACAUAAUAAGUCCCCAUGGGCAGAAGUUUCGGUCAAAGCCAACCCUUCGUGCUUUCCUCCUACAAAAUGAAGACGGGAACUUGGACAUCAAUCUCUUUGAUUUCACCACAUCCAAAGGUGAUGUCGUCACAACUUCACAAAUAAUAUUCCCCACCCAAAUUAAACAGAGGGGGAGAAAGAAAAAACAGAAGGAAACAACGCAAGAGGCAGUGGAAAUUCUCAAUCCACCUCCAAAUAAAUCCAAAAGAGACACUUCCCCCUGCAGAAGUACGAAAGAAGAAAAUGUAUGUGGAGAUAACAUCAACCAUAUUAAUACCGACAUUUUAACAGAAGCGUGUCGAAAUGAAACUGAUGAGACUGUGGAGUGCUGCAUCCAAGCUGCACCCUCAGUAAUAAUGGAUGAUGUGAUUAUGCAGGGGAGUCCUCAGAGAGUCGGGCUGAGAGAGAAGCUACUCCGACUGGCUCCAUCUAGCAAACAGAAAAUCACUACAAGUGUUCAUGUGGACCAACAGGCAGACUCGCAGCCUUCUGUCCCAACACUGAAUGUUGAACCUGCCACUGUGAGCAAGAGUGAGGAGGAACAAGGUGGAGAGGAGAUGCAGAUUCACAGCAAAGGCGAGACAAAGUCUAAUUCUGAACUAGAGACUGACGCUGACAGUCAUCAGGAUGUUAAAGAGGAGGUGUUGUUCCCUGACAGAGAAGUCAGCUCUACACCAGUGAGAGAUUCCCAGAAUAAGUCUAAAAGCUCAAAAGACAAGCGGAAAACAAGCCCUUAUUUCAGCAGAAAAUCCUUGAAAGAUGGACUCAGUCCUCCCAGGCGGAAGGCCUUUAAGAAAUGGACACCCCCUCGUUCUCCAUUUAACCUCGUUCAGGAAACUCUUUUCCAUGAUCCCUGGAAGCUCCUGGUUGCCACCAUCUUUCUAAACAAGACCAGUGGCAAGAUGGCAAUUCCAGCGCUGUGGCAGUUCUUUGAGCGUUACCCAUCAGCAGAGGUGACCCGGGAGGCCGACUGGAAGCCUAUUGCUGAACUUAUCAAGCCACUCGGCCUCUAUGAGCUUAGAGCCAAAACACUCAUCCGCUUCUCAGAUGAAUAUCUAACUAAACAGUGGCGUUACCCCAUCGAGCUGCACGGUAUAGGAAAGUACGGCAAUGAUUCCUACAGGAUUUUCUGUGUGGGAGAGUGGAGACAGGUGACGCCUGAAGAUCACAUGUUAAACAAAUAUCACGCCUGGCUGUGGGAGAACCAUGAAACUCUUGGAAUCUGAAGCACAAUGAACAAAGAAUUGAAAGGAAGAUUUGACAUAAGAAAAUCACACAAAUCUGAAGUAUCUAAGUAGUAUUAUGAUGACCAUGUUUAUGCUCAGGUUUAUGUCAUUUUAUACUAUAGAAAUGUCUGUGUUAGCC
Paralichthys olivaceus (Japanese flounder) is the source of this 1738-nucleotide messenger RNA. It is a transcript of the gene mbd4, whose product is annotated as methyl-CpG binding domain protein 4. Gene Ontology annotation, molecular function: DNA binding; pyrimidine-specific mismatch base pair DNA N-glycosylase activity. Gene Ontology annotation, cellular component: nucleus. The record is from RefSeq and is a predicted model, not a curated record. NCBI's taxonomy places the organism in Eukaryota, Metazoa, Chordata, Actinopteri, Pleuronectiformes, Paralichthyidae. Gene Ontology annotation, biological process: base-excision repair.